Molecule: messenger RNA, 2480 nt
Organism: Linum trigynum
Lineage: Eukaryota; Viridiplantae; Streptophyta; Magnoliopsida; Malpighiales; Linaceae
Source: the annotation of a GenBank genome assembly
CAACGAAUCAGACGGGGCCCAACAAGACCCAAUACUAACACGGUUUAAGUAACCGCAACACUCCCCCUCAAGCGAAGACAUGAAUGACAAGAAUGUCGAGCUUGAAGAAGUAAAUGUGAAGAACAAGCAUGAUGGCUUGAACCACAAAACUUGAGAUGGAUAACAUCUCGGACGAGGUUGAUUGGAGACGACUGACUCUCUCUGAACAACCUGAUGAUGGAGACGAUUGACUGCGUCUCUGGAACUUGAACACACCUGGUACAUCACGGUCGACCUGAUGACGGAGGUAGUCGACCGACGUAUGUUGACCUCCUAUUCUCCCCCUCAAGCUGGAGCAUGAACAUCGUGAAUGCCCGGCUUGAAAAGCGAUGAAUGGUUGAAAUGUGCCCACUAAUGAACCGGAAGAGGGGACGACCAUUUCUUAGAUCGUGAAUACCAACUGGACGAUGAAGGGACGAUUACUUCUUUGAUCGUACUACCUUUUGAACGCCAGGGGACGACCCUUUGAUGGAUCGUGAAUGCCUCGAUCGAUACUUGACUGUCUUUGCCUGAAGAAGCUCUAUCACUCCAACAGUGACAAGUGAAGGAUCAACCAAGCUUGGGAUUGAAAAAAAACUUCGCUUCUUCAAUGUUAAGGAAGCAGAAACAGUUGUCUUGGGCAGCGAAGGAGGUUCUAUUGAAAGCAGUGGCGGCUGCCCUACCCAUCUAUGUUAUGUCUUGCUUUCUCUUGCCGGUGACGCUUUGCCGUAAACUGGAUAAGCACAUGGCUAGAUUUUGGUGGGGGUAUUCAACUGAAAAAGACAAGGCUCAUUGGGUAUCCUGGAGGAACCUUUGCAGGAGUAAGUUCGAUGGUGGGCUUAGGUUUCGACGGUUUGAAAAUUUCAAUCAGGCCCUGUUGGCGAAGGUAGCUUGGAGAAUCGGACAAGAGCCGGGGACUCUCCUGGCUCGAGUGAUGAAGGGUAAGUAUUUUGCCAACUUGGCUAUCCUUCAAGCGAGUCAAGGGUCGAGGCCUUCGUGGGGGUGGACUAGCAUCUUGCAUGGGAGGGAUUUGCUAAAGCAAGGAGUGAUAUGGCAAAUAGGUGAUGGGGCUACAGUACAGGUGUUAGGAGACAAUUGGGUCCCGGGGUGGCGACCGGAGGAGAUUGUAUGUCGAGCCUCUGCGCCUAAUUUGAAUGCUGUGGCAGUGCAGGCGCUAAUGAUCCCGGGAACGGGAAGAUGGUGUCUUGAGUGCUUGCAGCAAUGUUUUUAUGAGGAUGUUGUUGCUCGAAUUUGUUCCAUCCCAUUGCCGGUGCAGCCGGUGAGGGAUAAGCUGGUGUGGUCGCGGGAAAAUGAUGGGGUGUAUAGUGUCAGGUCGGGAUACCAUCUAGCAUUCACUCUUAGUCGCCGAUUGCCGGGGUGGAAGGAUGAGGUUUCCUUUUUUGACAGUGGGUUUUCGAAAAAGGUAUGGGAUUUCCCCAUUCAGCCAAAGUUGAAGUUUUUUGUGUGGCCAAUGCUUCGACGUAUUCUGCCCACCAUGGAGGCGAUUGUUGAAAAGGAAGGAAAGGUGCCGGCGGUGAUAGUGGAGAGUGCGGAGGAAGGGGAGUUGGUCAAGCUGCAACGCCCGGUGUGCUGGGCGCCUAUGGAGACCUUGGAGCACAUGUUUCUCUCGUGUAUAGUGGCUAGGGCUCUCUGGGAGAGGUCGGGCAUUGUUGGAGGAGUAAGUUUUUCUCAUGCGAGUAAUUUUGCUUUGUUCUUUCGUUGGUUUGUUGAGCAGGAUUCUAGUAUUGAGAGGAUAGUCCGAUUUGUGGCGAUGUUAUGGAGAAUCUGGAAGAGUCGGAAUUGGGUGGUCUUUGAUCAUGUGCAGUAUGCUAUUCCGCGGCUUGUGCAGCAGUAUGAGAGCCAGGUUAAGGAGUGGCUUUCGAUUGUGCAGCCGGUUCAGGUUCAACGUGAUUUGAGUCGGUUGGGUGGGGAGAUGGGCGGGGGGAGUAGGUGUAGCCAGGGGCUGGGUGUAGUGGCGUAUUCCUGUUUUGUGGAUGGUGCAGUGGCGCCGGGGUCUCAUGGUGCAGGGGGGUUGGUGGUUCGAGAUGCGAUGGGUAGUGUUUGUUUUGUUCAAGGCUUUUCUUAUGCAGGUCUUGUGGAUCCCUUCUUAGUGGAAUUGGUAGCCUUCCGUGAUGCGAUUCGGUGGUGCUUUUUGAAGGGUCUCACUGAAGUGAAGUUUUAUGGAGAUGCUAAGGUUGUCAUUGAGAAGAUUCAGAGAGCGGAUACUAGGGACCUGCGCGGUGGAAGGAUCUUGGAGGAGAUUGGUGGGAUCCGGUGGCGUUUUCAGAGUUUUGAAAUUGAUUUUGUUGGCAGGAGUAACAAUCGGGUGGCUCAUGAGGUGGCCAGGAAGACCCUUUCUUUGUUGCCUGCGAGUGUGGAGAGUUUUGAUUUUGAGCGGUGGUUUUCCUUGUGAUGUAAACAGUGCUGUCUUUUGGUCUUGGUAAUAAAAGCUAUCUAUUGUU